Messenger RNA from Punica granatum (pomegranate), 742 nucleotides. NCBI's taxonomy places the organism in Eukaryota, Viridiplantae, Streptophyta, Magnoliopsida, Myrtales, Lythraceae. The record is from RefSeq and is a predicted model, not a curated record.
CCAACUUCAUGCCUUGUGAGUGAGAGAGAGAGAGAGAGAGCGCAGACGCAAAUUUCCCAGAGAAAGCUUCGAACGCUUCGAGCGAGCGAGAGAGAGAGAGAGCGAGAGAGAUGGCGGCAGAGGAGGGGCAAGUGAUCAGCUGCCACAGCCUCGAGUCGUGGAACGAGCAGAUUCAGAAGAGCAACGAUCCCGGCAAACUCGUGGUUGUUGACUUCACUGCUUCAUGGUGCGGGCCAUGCCGUUUCAUAGCGCCCUUCCUGGCAGACCUGGCCAAGCGGUUCCCCAGCGUCCUGUUUCUCAAGGUUGAUGUUGAUGAAUUGAAGACUGUAGCACAGGAAUGGGCUGUGGAGGCGAUGCCAACCUUCAUGUUCGUGAAGUGCGGGAAGAUUGUGGACAAGGUGGUCGGGGCUCGUAAAAGUGACCUCGAGGAGAUGACUGUGAAGCACAUGACUGCCACAGCUUCUGCUUAGGCGUGCAAAAUAAAAUCCCACACUUUUGCUUUUCAUAAUAGGUUGCAAGCUUCUGCUUUGGGCGUAUUGAAUAGGGGUCUCCGGCUUUUCAUCAAUAAUAGGUUUGUGAAAGUGAAUGCUGCUCCUCAUAUCAUAUGGUCGUCAUCAGUAAUAUCGAUACUGGAUGCUUUGUGGCUUCAUUGGUUCAUGAACUUUAUAAGAAGGGGUGGGGUUAUGUUUUCUUAGAUCCGAUUCUCGUUCAUUAAAGGGUCAGCUAUAUAGCAUGAAGAUUA